AAUGCAUAUAUUGCAGCAAAGCACCGACUUCCGCGAUAAGUUGUUUCCGAUGUUGAGUUAUUUCGACUGUGUACGAACGGAUUAAUUAUGGAUGUAAUAAUAAGAAACAGUUGUGUAUAAAUACAACAUACAAUGAAGUUUUUCAAUGGAUCUAUGUCGCUAAAGAUCUGCGAGGCGCAUGAUCUUAAGCCAACCGACUGCUCGACUCGCCAUCAAAUAGCCAAGGGGGCUCAGUUGAUAGAUCCAUAUAUAUCGGUAGACGUAGAUGACAAUGAAGUUGCAAGAACCACCACAAAAACGAAAACUCUGACUCCAGUGUGGAACGAGAAUUUUAUGACCGAAGUGCAUAACGGACGUACGUUAGGACUUACGGUUUUCCAUGAUGCGGCCAUUCCCCCCGACGACUUUGUUGCAAAUUGUUCAAUCCCAUUCGAAGAAAUCAAGGAAAAUUCUAACGAUCUAUGGGUCGAUUUGGAACCAAAUGGACAAAUACACAUUAUAUUGGAAUUACAAGGCUCUACAUCUGAAGAGCCCCCAAAGGAAAGAGUAUUUAAAGAAAAGGAUGGUUUACUCAACCGCCGACGUGGGGCAAUGCGUAGAAGGGUACAUCAAGUCAAUGGACAUAAAUUCAUGGCCACACUUCUACGUCAACCCACUUUCUGCUCACUGUGUCGGGAUUUUAUAUGGGGACUUUGGAAUCAAGGUUAUCAAUGUCAAGUGUGUACAUGUGUGGUCCAUAAACGCUGCCACAACAGUGUAGUUACUAAAUGUCCAGGCUCAAAGGAUGACGCAAGUGUAGAGCAGGUACCGCGGGUGAAGAUCAAUGUUCCACAUCGUUUCAAUGUACACAAUUAUAAGAGACCAACAUUCUGUGACCACUGUGGCUCCUUAUUGUAUGGUAUUGUUAAACAAGGGGAGCAAUGUGGAGAUUGCAAAAUAAAUGUUCACAAAAGGUGUAAGAAAAAUGUUGCAAAUAAUUGUGGACUAAAUUCAAAACAGUUGGCAAAGGUGAUACAAGAAAUUGGACUCACACCGGGCAAUACAAGAAAAAAGCCAUCAAUAAGUACAGAAUCUCCGAACAAGGAUAAACAGGGACGCUUGACAUCUCCUCUUCCUGAAUUGGAAAAAAAGAAAAACGGGAACAAAAAAAUUCCCUACAUGCGGAGUCACACAGUUGCUAAUCUGAUAGAUAAAAAAGAGGUAGAAAUCUCAAAAGACAAAAAGAGAAAUGAUGGGAAUGAUGAGUAUCCAGAGGACAGUGAUCAGAAUACACUCUCCGCUGACGACAUGUGUUUAAGUCGUGGGCGAAGUCCAUCACAGGACAGAUCAGGCCAAAGACGUGCAGAUAGAAUCGGCCUCAAAGAUUUUGUCUUUAUCAAAGUUUUGGGUAAAGGCAGUUUUGGCAAGGUAAUGUUAGCAGAGAAGAAGGGUACAGAUGAAGUCUUAGCUGUAAAAGUUCUUAAAAAAGAAACAAUAUUACAAGAUGAUGAUGUAGAAUGCACCAUGACAGAAAAGAGAAUCCUCGCUCUUUCUGCAAAGCAUCCCUUCCUCACAGCACUUCAUUCAUGCUUCCAAACAAGGGACCGAUUAUUUUUUGUGAUGGAGUAUGUAAAUGGUGGUGAUUUAAUGUUCCAAAUUCAACGAGCUCGUAAAUUUGAUGAACCAAGAGCUAGAUUUUAUGCUGCAGAAGUGACUCUUGCUCUUAUGUUUCUUCAUCGAAAUGGAAUAAUUUAUAGGGAUCUGAAAUUAGAUAACAUAUUAUUAGAUGCUGAGGGCCAUUGUAAAAUAGCAGAUUUUGGUAUGUGUAAAGAAGGAAUGUUUGAGAACAAAGUAACACAAACUUUUUGUGGCACACCAGAUUACAUAGCACCGGAGAUAUUACAAGAGCUAGAUUACGAUGCUUCUGUAGACUGGUGGGCAUUAGGAGUUCUUAUGUAUGAAAUGAUGGCUGGUCAGCCUCCAUUUGAAGCAGAUAAUGAGGAGGAUCUGUUUGAGUCAAUCCUGCAUGAUGAUGUACUCUACCCAGUCUGGCUCAGUAAAGAAGCAGUACAAAUCCUAAGAGGGUUUAUGACAAAGAAUCCUGCCAAGAGACUUGGAUGUGUAAAGGAUCAUGGAGGGGAAAAGGGAAUCUUAAAUAACCCAUUUUUUCAUGAGAAAAUUGACUGGGAUCUGCUAGAAAAAAGACAAAUAAAACCUCCAUUUAAACCUAAAAUUAAAUCAAGAACAGAUGCCAACAACUUUGACAAAGACUUUACUUCUGAGGAACCAACACUUACUCCAGUGGACCCAGCUGUUGUGAAAACAAUCAACCAAGAAGAAUUCCAAGGCUUCUCAUUUAUUAAUCCAGACUAUGGAAAACUGUCCUAUUGUCCGACCUCGGAUAUUCAUUGACCCCUGCUAAUUUUAAAGAAAGAUUGUGAUGACCCCUUUCCCCCUUCUUGCUCCCCCACGCAGAUCAAUAACAGGCAGUAAACAGACUAAAGAAAGAUUCAGAGUGAAAGAAAGAGUGAGAAGGAAAAAUAUUCUGACAGAAAUACAUAAAUUUUCCUUUUUUUAACUAAAGUAACUUUGUAAAAUGAAAUUAUUUUGGGUAGUUACAGAUGAACCAAUAUUUCCAUAUAUUCCAGCAAUUUGUUGUGGUGUGUCACCAGUUCUCUAGUUUAUACCCCAUCAUCGUUUUUUUUUUCAGCCUCUUCAUUCAAUACCUCAGUUCUUUGACUUUUUAGAACUAAAAAACAAAACCUAGUCAUGGCCACAUAUGAUGCUGUGAAUGUUUUAUACAUGUUUACAUCACAGAUCAAUUUCUCAUGCUUUUUUUCAACAACAGAAUUUUUUUUUUUACAUUUCACUAUCGUAGUCUGUUUAUGAAAAUUCAACUUUAGAGAUAUAAUUCCUUUCCAUACUGUAUAUUGUUUAUUAUUUACAUAAUUUUUAUAUGAGUUGAUACUGUAAAUGCAUUUAUAAAAAGAGAAGAAUUUCUGACUUUUACACAAAGGAAGUUUUUAUUAAUUUAAGAAGGCAUUGGUACUGUUAGAGACAACAUUUUUACAACAUGUGAAUGAAAACUGAGACUGAAAUAUGGCUUCUAAAGUUGUAUUGUACGUAUACAUGUACAUUGUAAAAUAAACAAACACAGGCCAAAUAACAACAAAACAUAUUUAUAUACAUGUAUUUGAAUAUAUUCUAGUCAAGUUGCAUCCGGUGUAAAAAUUCAGUGAUACAGUUAUGAAUUUCUUACACAGGUGCUAUUUAAGUAUUUUUCUGUUGCAUAUCUGAUACCAACAUGAAAAUUUUAGAAUUAUAUUGUUUGUACACUAUCAAGUGUUAAUAAGGUACAGAAAGUUACCUGAAAUGAAUACUUGAAUGGACAAAAGUCUGUGGUGUCAUAUAACUUAAGCCUGUCUUGUUGUGCCCUUUACUUAGAACUCUGGGUUAUAACCCAGUCUUCAAAUGUUAUCAUAAUCUGGUAAUGAUCUCACUUUUUUUUUCUUUGAUAACAAAUUGUAUUUUCACUAAGUAAGUGCUAGUAGGAGGAAUGAAUAUCUGAAAAUUCAAACAUAAUACCAGUAAAAUAAACUUUUCUGAUUUAGUUUUAGAAGAUGUGUGAUAUUCCAUGCCUGUACAAGUACAUGUACCUCUUAAUUGAGAGGGGUUUUUUUUUCUUGAUAGUAAAUUUAUGAUAUACACAAAUACAUGAACCACAAAGCUAAGUUCCAUUUAAGUGAAGAAAUAAAGCUUGGCAUUCCUUUUCAUAAUUUAUUAACACCAAGUUCUGAAGGCUGUUGAAUGCUCUAUGCUUUUCCAUGAUGGAGAAGAAUAAACUUGCUUGAAUUUUUGCAUAAACUGAAUGAAAGAUGAACUUAUUUAUGCAAGAUAUGGUGUUGAUUGACCCUCAAGCAAAAAAAAACUUCAAAAUUGAGACAAAAUAAUUUUUUUUAGUUCAGUAGAUAACUUAUGAUCUAAUGAUUAUAUUUAUAGAUUACUAUAGAUAUAUUAUAAUCACUAUGAGAAAAACAUGGAUUAAUUUAUUGAAUUUCUUUGACAGAGGGUUGUCACUGAUAAAUGCAAUUUUUUUCAGGAUGGUUUUGCAUCUGAAAAAAAAACUUUCAUUCCUAAAGUUGUUUUCACAGCAUGGCUUUUAUCUUGCAUUGAAAUUGUAGGGUUCAGUAGAAAUGUGCUAAUUUUUUGCAGAUUAUAUUUUAUUUAACAGUUUGUGAAACAGUAUUUCACUCAAAUCCUGUAUGUUGAUAAAAAAAAUAUGUUGAGCAUUGUGCUAAAAAUAGACUACAGGGAUAAAACAUGGGACACAUGCAGCAUUUGUUGGAGAGUUGAUGGAAGAAGGAUUGUGAGAUUGUUUAUGACAGUAGUCAGAUUUUCUCUAGAUAUAUAUGUUGAUGUCUUUCCUGCUUUACAUUAACUAUAUCAUAUUCUUAGAAUUAUUGGCAGACUGAAAUUUCUUUAUAUCAAGUGAUACAUUUUUUGUGGGUGUAAAUUUUUAAGAGGGUUGCAAGUGAUCAGUGCAAUAUUUUUUAGUUGUUUUAUUGUUUUUUAAUUGGUUUUAUAGAUGGAGGAAACCUUGGUCAUGCAUGUAUUUGUGAACGGAAGCAGAGUGUUGGUACUCUAACAUACAUUUUUUUUUAAUUUUUGUUGAAAAUCAAUAUUUAACAAUACAUGUACCAAAGCCUCCAAACAUGUUAUUAAUAUUAGAUGCAAGUCUUUGAUUCAAGGGAUCUAUCUGUUAUAUAUGUAUAUGUUACUGUAGAUCUUUCAAUAAAUGUUUCCCAGAUAAUUUUACCUCUGAUAUUUUAUGUUAGGCCUUGAAAAAACUUUUUUUAUUGGGACAAUCUUCAUUGCUACUUUUUGUUUUGGCCACAUUUAUAAACAUGAGAUUUUUGUUAGAUUUAAAAGUGGGGGGAAUAUUAAGUUGAAGGCAUUCUGUCCACAAACGAAUGUGCUAUAGACAUAUGCAAAUUAAAAAGAAAAUGUUUCCUGCCAUGUGAUAAGAUUAUUGUGUAAGACUUAAGUAGCUGCCACAUGAAUUGAUAUACCAUGAUAUUAGUAUCUUUGUUAUCAAAAUUUUCAGAUUUCCAAAAAGAAAAAAGUUAUGUGCAAUGUCUCUUAUUUCGGGGUAAAUGCUUUGUGGGUGAAAAUAUGAAGUUAUGUGGUAUUAUUUGUAUAAAGACACAUUUUAAUGUACAACUGAAUAAUGCUGGACAAGCACACUGUGAGGAGAGUACAGAUUGUCAUUUUUUAGAACUACCCUGAUCAGUAUUGCGUGUAAUCAUGUCAUUUUCUAGCAACUUGCAAGUAAUUUUCUAGUGACUUUCAAGUUUAUGCCGACGAUGUGUACUAUAUGUAUUAAUCAUUUUAUAGUACUCUGUGAAAGCUUGUUUUUGUUUGGAUUUUUAAAUUCCAUAUCAUUUUAAGGAAGAGUUUAUCUGUGACACAUGUCUCAUUAAUUCCAUUGUUCAUUUUACCAUAGAGUUCAGCAACCUCUAACAAAGGUUUUAAGUUGUAUAAUAAAUGUAAUAAUCUGAA
Messenger RNA from Saccostrea echinata, 5538 nucleotides. Its product is annotated as calcium-independent protein kinase C-like. Lineage: Eukaryota; Metazoa; Mollusca; Bivalvia; Ostreida; Ostreidae. Gene Ontology annotation, biological process: protein phosphorylation. Bases 133 to 2391 code for a protein of 752 amino acids. The record is from RefSeq and is a predicted model, not a curated record. Gene Ontology annotation, molecular function: diacylglycerol-dependent serine/threonine kinase activity; ATP binding. The transcript has 16 exons.